AUGCCGAAGCGCAAAUCCGCCAGCGCCGCGGCCGAAACCUACGACGCGGACGGCGGCGAGGCGCCCCGGAGCAAGAAAGCGAAGGGGGGCGAGGGGAAGAAGGAAGGGGGGAAGAAGGAAGGAGAAGGGAAGAAGGAAGGAGGAGGGAAGAAGGAAGGAGGAGGGGAGUUUUGGGAGUUGGCGGGGAAGCGGCGGGUGGGGAUUAGUGAGUUCAAGGGGAAGACGAUGAUUAAUAUACGGGAGUACUACGAGAAGGAUGGGGAGAGUUUGCCGGGGAAGAAGGGCAUCUCCCUCCCUGUCGAACAAUUCAAUACCCUGAUCAAGCUCCUCCCGCACAUCGAGACUGUAUUGGCGGAGAAAGGCCAGAGUGUCGAACGACCUGAUUAUAGCGGCGCGGGUGCGUCGGCGGCUAUGGACGAGGACGGUGACGAGGAGGAUGAAGAGGUGGAGGGCAACGGGAAGAAGAAUUUCGAGGAGACGAGUGACGAUGAGUGA
Letharia lupina is the source of this 495-nucleotide messenger RNA. RefSeq lists its product as uncharacterized. Gene Ontology annotation, molecular function: transcription coactivator activity; DNA binding. Lineage: Eukaryota; Fungi; Ascomycota; Lecanoromycetes; Lecanorales; Parmeliaceae. The record is from RefSeq and is a predicted model, not a curated record. Gene Ontology annotation, biological process: positive regulation of transcription initiation by RNA polymerase II. The coding region runs from base 1 to 495 and encodes 164 amino acids. The transcript is spliced from 3 exons.